This is a messenger RNA of Porites evermanni, 8169 nucleotides long. Lineage: Eukaryota; Metazoa; Cnidaria; Anthozoa; Scleractinia; Poritidae. The record is from the annotation of a GenBank genome assembly.
AUGUCUCCCGAGGAUUUUGCAACUACAGCUUACAUGUUCCUGGUCUCAGCUGUGGGUUCGGCGGGAAAUGUACUCGUCAUUUUAGCCAUUGUGCACAAGCGAAGGCUGAGGACGAUUCCGAAUUACUUCCUCUUCAAUUUGGCCGUUUGUGACUUACUCAACUGCUCUUUGGCGAUUCCACUGCGUCUUGUGGAAGGCUUUCAACCUGGCUCGAUUCCUUGUAGUGUAGUGAUAGCCUUAACUGUACUUUUCGACGGUUUGUCACGAUUGAACAUAAUAUUUAUUAGCAUUGACAGAUUCAUAGCGAUUAAGUAUCCUCUCGGGUAUAGCUUGUUUAUGACACACAAAAAUGCAACUGCUUUAAUAACAAGUGGAUGGCUAAUCAUGGUCGUCUUCUCCAUUCUGCCAGUUAUGGGUGUUGGUUCUGCCCCAACGGAGAUCCUCUCUAACAACCAAGGGCUGUGUUUCUUCUCGACCAACCUGUCCAAAGCAUAUCUGCUGGUUUUCCUCAUAGCUCUCUGUUUGCUACCACUGAUUCUAGCCACGCUGAUCAACUUUUUCCUUCUCAAGACGAGCCACAGGCAAAUGAGAGUGAUUCACGAUCAGCAAGCAAACAUAGAGAGUAGGACUGUCGAAAAUAACAGCCUCGAAAUCAGUGCCACGAACACAAACGUAACAUUCUCCACCAACGGUGAAGGUACAUCUAGUCUUGAAGUUCGACACUACAAACGCAAAAUACUUGCAUUAAGACAGAGAAAAGUUGUAAAAAUGGUUAUAAUUUUAGUUGGUUUAUUUAUUAUCCUCGUGCUUCCCAUCACACUGAUUGAUCUUUUCAGUGCUUUUGGAGAGUCUGGUGUACCGCCUUUGGUCGCUAAGAUAGCAGUGUGCAUGAUUGACCACAUUAAAAACGAUCUACCGGUAAUUAAAUGUACAUUGUAACAGUAAAUAAGAAAUCAUGAUAGCGCUAUCAUUUCAUACUGUGAAUAAAGAUGCCAGUAUUUUGUUUGAACUAAUGAUGACUCAUAUUAGAAUGGUAAUCAUAUUCUAAUUAGAACAAUGUGGUUAUACAAAGCCCGAGCGAAAUGAUCGCAUUUCCUGAAUGCUGGAGGGGUCUCUGAAAAAACACUGCUCGCGCGUUUAACGACUGUUGUAACUGCUUUCGUCGACCGGCUGGUGAGGGCUCCUUUAUGACGAACUCUGUUUAGAUUCUUUUAGGUCAUCCUCUUUUUUUUCUCCGUUUAGCGUCGUCCGACCGACCCAAAAUUUUUGGCAUUUCAGAAAAAAAAAAAGUAACCACUUAGUUAAACCAUUUUUCUCUUGAAUAAUUCUUUUAAUCUGAAAAAUCGGAGCAUAGUAACAGAAUAGAGAAAAGCAGGAACAUUUUUUACAGUAUAUUGUGUAUUUUGUUAAUCCAAAUAUGUAAAUGUUGACUUUUUACCGUCGGCCUGGGGUACCAUGGCCUCCUAUUCCGAGACUUCUUAUGAUUUUUUUUAGGUUAUUUUUUUAUCAAUCCGACCGACCGAGCCAAUAUCAGGAAACGCAUUCGAAGCUAAAAGAAAAAAAAGGGGGAUGGCCUUAUCUAGGAAUAGAGUUUUGCAUUCUGUCAAACUAUAGAAUUUUAAAAAUAUGCGGAAAAAAUCAUUUGUCGUCAAUGUUAAAACUAACUUGCUUGUCCAAAAUUGUAGUAAUUAUCUUUCGAAAGUUAAAACUACCUUAUUCGAGGGUCUGAAUGGGGGGGUCCACUUGUCGGUUGUCGGUUAAAAUUCAGUAACUUUGUCGGUAGUCGGUUAAAAUUUUCGAUCUUUGUCGAUAGUCGGUUAAACUUUUCGAUUUUUGUCGGUUGUCGGAAAAUCUCAGUUAAUAAGUAAAAACGCUUGUUAAUUAUUAAUAUUUUUUUAUGUAUUUCACCCACUUUUCAAGACUUUGAUCCCUAAGGAAAUAGUAAAACUUGUAAGAAUGCCUCAUUUGAUUGCAACUAAACAGUUCAUUAACUCUUGUUUGUUUAUGCAACAUGAUCGUUUAUUUCUAUUGUUUGCCAAAUGAAUAUAGUACUGAUAAAAUCACCAAAGAUUUUAUUGUAAAUGCGAACUUGGUUUUCCUGUCGACUACAGGGCACAGUAAAAAGUAAUGAAUGAAUUAAUUAAUUAAUGGACUCUAGCCUUUUGGAUACUUAAAAUUUCAGCUUCACUACGCAACAGACAGAGCACAUAAUGAACCAUUAGGUUUAUUUUGCGUGUUUUGGCCGAGCACCAGAGUACAAUAAGUAAUCUAAUAGACCGUAAACCUAAACCUAAUGGGUCCAAACCUAAAGGUACGCAUAACACGCGUGUAGAGGCACAGGUAACACUUUCCGUCAGGCGGCGUAGAGCAGAAGCCCGCCAGGGACGAGGGAGGUCUGGGGCGCCGAAAAUAAACUCGAAGCGCUAUGACGCCUAAAAAUAAAGGCCUGGAUCUGAAAAGGGAAUUACGGGCCUUCCCUGGAAGAAAUAACCCCUGGAACUAAGGCAAUAAAACCCAGUCGACAACAAACCUAUUCCAAUGCACUCCAUCUCUAGUAGAAACAUUCCAGAAAAUAGCUGACUUCAAUAGGGGAGGAACAAGGGUUCCCGUGAGCGCGGCAGAGCCCAAUGUGUCUGAUGACUCUGACAAUGAGGCAAACCUGUGGGCCAAGCCAGUUGUCGUCCUAGUUCCAAUUUAGAGCGAAGGCAUAAACAGCCUAACAGCCUGGCUGAAAAAAUCGAGAGUUAAGCCUAGGCAACUCGCCGUUGUAGCUACAGGCGAACCUGUCAAUAGUGUAAGGACCUAAGAGGUGAUUUAGCCCUUGAAAAACGGAAUCGUUGAGGCCGUAACCAUCGAAGUCAACGAGUUUGCAGAUACAGUCCGCACUGGCGUUCAGGUCCCUAGGGAUCUACUUGACCUCGAACGAAAUACAAUGAUGGGAGCAAAUUUGAAAAACAACUAGGGCUAAAUCCCGGAGAUCGCGUUUCCUGCUGCUGUCGCAAAGAAUGGAUGGGACGUUAUGGUUGUCAGAAUACCAAAAAACCUUGGACUGAUUAUGUAAAGGGAUCCCGAAGGCUAGUAAGGCAAGACAAACCGCUUUGAGUUCCUCAAAGUCGAUCUACGAACACUUUCCGACCAAUUCUGAUGAAAAAACAGCUCAGGUUCAGACUCCUCUUAAGCGCCGCAGGCUGNCUGCGUGAGGUUGAUGAACGGAGAAACGGAAGUGAGAAAUAACAAUAAUACUUAAUAAUAUUAUUAAAUUUAGUCAAGAGAGAACGAACUCAUUUUCUCAUGAUUUAGUGAUUUUUUUUCUGCUGCAACACAACCGCGACCACAUUAAAAACGAUCUACCGGUAAUUAAAUGUACAUUGUAACAGUAAAUAAGAAAUCAUGAUAGCGCUAUCAUUUCAUACUGUGAAUAAAGAUGCCAGUAUUUUGUUUGAACUAAUGAUGACUCAUAUUAGAAUGGUAAUCAUAUUCUAAUUAGAACAAUGUGGUUAUACAAAGCCCGAGCGAAAUGAUCGCAUUUCCUGAAUGCUGGAGGGGUCUCUGAAAAAACACUGCUCGCGCGUUUAACGACUGUUGUAACUGCUUUCGUCGACCGGCUGGUGAGGGCUCCUUUAUGACGAACUCUGUUUAGAUUCUUUUAGGUCAUCCUCUUUUUUUUCUCCGUUUAGCGUCGUCCGACCGACCCAAAAUUUUUGGCAUUUCAGAAAAAAAAAAAGUAACCACUUAGUUAAACCAUUUUUCUCUUGAAUAAUUCUUUUAAUCUGAAAAAUCGGAGCAUAGUAACAGAAUAGAGAAAAGCAGGAACAUUUUUUACAGUAUAUUGUGUAUUUUGUUAAUCCAAAUAUGUAAAUGUUGACUUUUUACCGUCGGCCUGGGGUACCAUGGCCUCCUAUUCCGAGACUUCUUAUGAUUUUUUUUAGGUUAUUUUUUUAUCAAUCCGACCGACCGAGCCAAUAUCAGGAAACGCAUUCGAAGCUAAAAGAAAAAAAAGGGGGAUGGCCUUAUCUAGGAAUAGAGUUUUGCAUUCUGUCAAACUAUAGAAUUUUAAAAAUAUGCGGAAAAAAUCAUUUGUCGUCAAUGUUAAAACUAACUUGCUUGUCCAAAAUUGUAGUAAUUAUCUUUCGAAAGUUAAAACUACCUUAUUCGAGGGUCUGAAUGGGGGGGUCCACUUGUCGGUUGUCGGUUAAAAUUCAGUAACUUUGUCGGUAGUCGGUUAAAAUUUUCGAUCUUUGUCGAUAGUCGGUUAAACUUUUCGAUUUUUGUCGGUUGUCGGAAAAUCUCAGUUAAUAAGUAAAAACGCUUGUUAAUUAUUAAUAUUUUUUUAUGUAUUUCACCCACUUUUCAAGACUUUGAUCCCUAAGGAAAUAGUAAAACUUGUAAGAAUGCCUCAUUUGAUUGCAACUAAACAGUUCAUUAACUCUUGUUUUUUUAUGCAACAUGAUCGUUUAUUUCCAUUGUUUGCCAAAUGAAUAUAGUACUGAUAAAAUCAUCAAAGAUUUUAUUGUAAAUGCGAACUUGGUUUUCCUGUCGACUACAGGGCACAGUAAAAAGUAAUGAAUGAAUUAAUUAAUUAAUGGACUCUACCCUUUUGGAUACUUAAAUUACUUUUAGUGAAAAACUGCAAGGGGUGACAGGCUGCACAUCUAUCCCUCUUAUGUUUUGGCUCUAACAAGUAUGUCCUUUGCCAUAAUUUUCCUUUCUCAAAGAAAUAGCACUUCAUGUGGUUCUUUUAAAUUUUGGCAAGGUAGUGGUUGAAUUGGUUUUGUAUGAGAUUCCACUUUUUCAUUAAAGCUUCUUUUAUAAUAGACACUAAGGGCUGUAUUGUGCCACGAAAGGCAAUAUUUCUUCUUCUUCCUUGUUGUUUUGCGUCAGGAGAGCUGCCUUCCUUUCUGUGAGUUUUACUUCUAAUAGCAAUUUUUCUCUCAAAAUUGUGUGGCUAGCCUCUGUCCAUCAAGCGCUUUUGAAACCCGAAAUACUUCCUCAGAGUUUGUUCGUAGGAUUUUCAAGGCUUCUCGUUUGUCAAAGAGGCGCUUUAACAACUGGUGGAUGAUAGGAGGUGAAAAUGUAUAUACUUUAAGGUUUCCAUUUGAAAUGCGUCUUUACGUCAAGGAUAGCUUUUUCUCAUUUUUCGCUGAAUGUUCUGCCUUGGUAUACAACCGUUUCUAAAAAGAAUGUCUUAUUUUCAGAUAUUUCGGCCGUGAAUUUCAUAGCAGGGUGAUGUAAGUUUACUUGUUCCGCGAAGAAAGCUACUACGUCUGGCUUACUUAUCAUCCCAUAGGAAAAAAUGUCAUCUACGUAGCGUUUUCAAACAGUUGGUUUAAAGACGGUUUUGCUUAAACUUUGUGUUUCAAUAUAUGCCAUGAAAAAGUUGGAGAGGAAACUGCUGUCUUUGUGCUCAUCGCGGUACCGUGGGUUUGUAAUGAUAGUGCUUUCCAUUAAACGGGAAAAAAUUUUCUUUGAGGAUUAAUCUAAGCAUUUCUCGGACCGAAACAAGAAACGUUCGGUUUUUUCGCCUUUGACUUUUCAAUAACAUUUAUAAAGUCGGUAGCAUCUUUAAGGUAUGUACCUGUAUUAACAAAAAAAAAAAGAAAAUUAUUUCCCUUAGGCCAUCUGAUGAGUCAUAAAUUUAAAGAGGUUACUUCCUAACGGCUAGAAAAAAAAUGGAAAAUGCUCUUUUUUCUGAAAACAAAUAUUGAUAAUAUCAGCCCAUGUCGGUAGUCGGUUAAUAUUUCAGUUUUCCUGCCGGUAGUCGGUAUUUUUUUACUCAUUUUGUCGGUAGUCAGUAAUAUUUUUUGCCCUUUGUCGCUAGUCGGUUAACCCCAUUCACACCCUCUUAUUCGUACUCAUUAAUUUCGCAGUUUUAACGAGAUAUUUCGCGGGGUUUUAUUUUCGAGAUUUCAACAGGUAAACAUGAAAAAAGGGCAUUAUAUUUCUCGAUUUAAGCGUUCUCAACUUAAUUUUCUUUCUUUAAAAAGUUUGGACCUAAAAAAAAUUGAUAUAUGCAAUAUACAAUUAGCAGUAUAAGUCGCGAUCGCGGAUCAUGAAGUGCAGCCACUUGGGCUUUUUGAAUUUCACGCUAAGUUAGGCGUAGGUGGUGAGUAAUAAUUAAAAAUAAUGGCUUCCUUCAUCUUUUCUCUUGCUUUCUUUUCCUUUCACUAAAAUAAAGACAUCAAGGGAUUAAAAGUUACAGGGAAAACAAAGAGUGAUCUUUUUUUUGGUGAUUUUUGAACAACAGAAAAAGUUCAACUCGCAAGAAUGGGCCUAAGUUGCAAUCCAUUUCCAUCCUGGUUUUCAAAGUCAAAGACAUACCCUUAAUAUAUAGCUUAGGUAGAGAGGUAGCAGAGUUAUUUAAAAUAACCAUACACAAUUAUUCAUGGUCUUUCUUUUUCAAGGUAUGCUUUUAGGACUUGAAAGAGGCCAAAUAUUCGUUACGCAGUUCCAUUAAUGUACCCAUUAGGUAAAUAGCCUUGUUAAUUAUUGUCAGCUGAGACCAUUGGUUGCCCUAGGCUAAACUCUUAAACAAUAAAAACAGCUGAAAAAAGCUGUUUUGACGUGAUUUCGGAAAAAUGAUGUAAGGCAUAAAUUCGCUAUAGACUAUAAACUCUGGUCAAGGCGGGGAAAGAUAGUUAAACAAGUCAUAACAAGACAAGAGUCAAUAAUCAUGAAAAACUCUAGUCAAAGCGAGAUUCUUACCUUACAGGGGAGAACAGCAUUUGUUACAUUCAUGGCGUUCAUCUCUGUAGCAGGAGCACUUGCAAAUGCUAUGGUUGUUUUGUCCAUCUUUAUCAAUCAAAACUUAAGGAACAAGACUAACUGGAUUGUUCUCAGCUUGGCCGUUGCUGAUUUUUUGGUCGCAACUGUUGCAAUUCCACUUCGACUGCUAGAGGGAAUAAACACUUCAAGUACUGUGUUAGUUUCUUGCAAUGUCGUCCUCGCGUUUAGUAUUUUAUUCGAUGGCGUUUCACGGCUCAACAUCGUGUUAAUAUCUUUUGAUCGUUUCAUUGGUGUUAGGUUUCCAUUUUUGUACGAUAAACAUGCGUCAAAAAGUGUGAUUUUGAUUCUCAUCGCAGGCUUUUGGAUUGUGAUGGGCGUGUUUGCCAUCUGUCUGUUAAGCGGUGUUGGAUUACGGGAUGGCAAAGAGGAUUUCAAAGAGGAGAACGCGUCGAAAAUCUGUUUGUUGUCGAGUACGCUGUCCAAACCCGCAGUUAUGGCUUUCACCACGGGAUGCUGUUUAUUUCCUCUUCUUAUCGUAAUCCCUGUAAAUUGUUACCUUGUGAAGAAAAGCCACUGGCAUGCAAAGAAAAUUCAAGACAUACACAAAGGCCUACAUGCCAAUUACAGCCAAGACGAGGUCGAAACGAAUUCAAGAAAACAAACCAUAGAUGUGGUUAUUCGACAGAGAAAAAAAGCCAAAAUGGUCGUAGUCCUAGUGUGUUUAUUUGUAGUACUCGUCGUUCCUAUAACCGUUAUCGAUGUUACUGAAACAUUGGGAAACUUGAAAGUUUCUCCAUAUUUGUCCCAAACGGCUGUUGCUAUGAUAUACUUGAACACUGCCGUCAACGUGUUCGUGUACGCAGCGUUCAGCAAGGCUUUUCGAGAAGCAUUUCUCAGAAUAUUUGUUAAGUGUAAAGGGAUUGUAAGAAGAUAGAAGUAAGUUUUUUAAUGGAAACCACAAGUAAAAUCUCAACAAUAAAAUCCGCUUAGUUUAAGUGCCACACAGUAUGUACUGAAAUGGAAACGUGAAAAAAAAAACAAAAAAAACAAAAAAACUGGCCAUUUUUUUUGCAAAGACCUCCUAAUAUUACAAUGCGGUAAAUAUUCGUGACUGAUCAUUUAGNACAUGCCAAUUACAGCCAAGACGAGGUCGAAACGAAUUCAAGAAAACAAACCAUAGAUGUGGUUAUUCGACAGAGAAAAAAAGCCAAAAUGGUCGUAGUCCUAGUGUGUUUAUUUGUAGUACUCGUCGUUCCUAUAACCGUUAUCGAUGUUACUGAAACAUUGGGAAACUUGAAAGUUUCUCCAUAUUUGUCCCAAACGGCUGUUGCUAUGAUAUACUUGAACACUGCCGUCAACGUGUUCGUGUACGCAGCGUUCAGCAAGGCUUUUCGAGAAGCAUUUCUCAGAAUAUUUGUUAAGUGUAAAGGGAUUGUAAGAAGAUAG